AUGCUCAAGAGUACCGAUGCACCUAACGACGAAGAACGCAAGGUACAAGUGGCAGAGAAUUGGAACAAGCUUUGCAGCCUGGUUCCCCCAAAAUUGAACCUUGAUGGAUGGAUCAUGAAAAUGCAGGUCUGCUAUGCUGAGGCUAAGGAAGUUGGCUGUCAGGAAUUCGAGCAGAAUGAACGAAUCAUCAUUCAGUUCCUCAGAGCUGUUGGGUCCACAUCUCCUGAGUUCUAUGGAAUUUGGAUGGACCGAAUUCAUGACCCUGAUGGCAGAGCACUCCCUGAUUUCCCAGACAUCAUCAACCGUUACUCUCAGCAAGUUGGUGUAGCUGCACCUCGAUACCAGCAUCGGCUAGCACACGCUGCUACAUUCCAAGGCCGAGAACCUGAUGCCAACAACAAGAGGAAGAGUACCUGUCCCUAUGAGAAUGCGGAGAAGGGAUUCAAACGAGCCACCAAGUCGAAGGCCUUCAAGACAGCCUACACAAAGGCUUUGGAGAAAUUCAAGAAGGACUCGUCUUCUUCCUCCUCGGAGUCGCCUGCAUCGGAGAAAAAGAGUCGGACAGCAGCAUUCUCCACAUAUAUCCCCAAGACUGUCAUUUCCGAGAUCACUAGAGUUGCGCUGAAUACUAUGCAAAAGAAGGAUACAGCAAAAGCCGCCAAGUACGAUAUCUGGUAUUAUGACACUGGUGCUUCGGUCCACAUUUGCAAUGAUAAGAGCCUUCUAUCCGCCUAUCGACCAGCAACUGGAUCAGUACGAGUCGGGGACACAGAGACAAAUAUUCUUGGAUUUGGAACUCUGAAAGUGAUGCCUACAGAAAGCAUCGACGGCAUCCCUCUCGCUCUCAAGAAGGUGGCAUUCGCGCCCAGGUUUCGCAUGAACCUGAUCUCUGCUGAUCGAGCAGAAGAGGGUGGAUUAUUCUAUGAUGGCCUCUCACAUUCUCUCAUCGAGUCCGAUAAAACGCCGGACAUAGCCCCGAUUGAAGACUUCGGAAAAUUGGCAUUAUCCUCAUACAAAGCCAAGCAUCAGAGAGGAUCUUCUGACCUAUGGCACCGUUGCCUGGGACAUGUUGGCACUGAGGUUAUCAAGCACCUGAGAGACAAUUCCUCCAAUAUUACUGUCGGAGAUGCGGAUUCGAAUGACAUCUGUGAGCUAUGUAAAGUCACGAAAGCACACAAGCAGAUAUCCCGCAAACCGAUGGCAUACGACAAGCCAUUCGAAGCUUUACAUUGGGAUCUUAUCCAUCAUGAGCCCUCUCUCGCCAAGACUCGGUACUUCUCCCAUCUGAUAUUUAGUGACUGGAUCAACAGAAUCUUCGAAUGGCUUGUCCUCACAGAUGUCAUUAGGUUGGACAUCCGGACCAUCCAUUCAGACAAUGAAACCGCUCUUGUCUCGACCAUCUCGUCCGAAGCACAGGCUCGUGGAAUCAACUUCGAAACCGCACCCUCUCACCAGCCUGAACAGAACGGUUAUGCAGAGAGAUAUGGAGCUCUCAUCACAAGCAUGGCCCGACAACUGACUGAAGAUGCUGGUCUUCCACACUCUCUCUGGCACGAGGCCUCCAUGGCUGCCAUCUACAUCCAGAACCGCAUCCCUCACCACGCUCUCGACUGGAAGUCGCCCUCUGAGGUACUCGCAUCUCAUCUCGGAGAGAAAGCACCACAUUGGCUUCAGCUUAAGCCAGACUUGUCGAACCUCCGUGUCUAUGGAUGUAAAGCAUUUGUCCGCACACACAACAUUCCCCGACUGGCAAAGCUAGCUCCUCGAGCUGAAAUUGGAUAUCUUGUUGGCUAUGAAGCGUCCAACAUCUGGCGCAUCUGGAUUCCUGCCAAAAAGCGAAUCAUCCGCGCAAGAGAUGUCGAAUUCGAUGAAACGAAGUUUUACAAAGGAGAAGAGGAACACUCUCCCAUCAAACUCUAUGACGAUUCCUCUAAGCUAAUCUCGACCCUUGACGACUAUACUUCAUCCCGAAUAAUCGAUGACAUCGACAUCCCGGAUAUCACUGAAGAACCUUCUACUGAACAUCUACCUGAUACUUCUCUAGACCCAUCACAGACAGGUCAGGGGGGUGGUAUGGGACUAAUUGACCAGCCUGUUCCAAUUCCUGAGGAGAUUCACACAGCCGAAGAUCUUGUUGACCAGCCAGUUCCAGUCCAGCCAGUUCCAGUCCAGCCAGUUCCAGUUCCCGAAGAGACUCAGCCAGCCCAAGAUCUUGUCCUUGGUGAUAUACCACCUUCUCCCCCACUUGAGCCAGAAUGUGUCUCUGGACCGCAAUCCGAUGUUGAUGACCUAUUCCCAACAUCACCUGUGCUCGGGAAACGAUCCCGUUCCCCAUCUCCAUCUCCUGGGUUGGAUGAAAAGCGACCCAGAAUCAAUCUUACAGCAUUUUACCAAGCCUUUUCGUCUAAUCGGAUUAUGCCCAAGAAACACAUGGUGUCUUCGAUUCCGCCUCCUCCAGGUGACUUUUCUCAAGUCAAGAGUCACCCUUUUCGACGUGAAUUCUUACAAGCCAUGGAUGUUGAAUUCUUACAAGCCAUGGAUGUUGAAUUCAACAAACUUGUCCAGAUGGGUACCUUCGAACCCAUUCCUUCCUCACGCAUCCGAGAAUCCCAUGUUCGUGACUGUGGUGAUUUGAACCAGAAACAUUGCAUCAAACACCAAGUUCUUCCAUUGAAAUGGGCAUAUGACUGCAAAUCCGAUGAGAAGGGCAUUCAAACCCCAUAG
Molecule: messenger RNA, 2724 nt
Organism: Penicillium bovifimosum
Lineage: Eukaryota; Fungi; Ascomycota; Eurotiomycetes; Eurotiales; Aspergillaceae
Product: GAG-pre-integrase domain-containing protein
Exons: 6
Coding region: 1-2724 (907 amino acids)
Biological process (GO): DNA integration
Molecular function (GO): nucleic acid binding
Source: RefSeq, a predicted model, not a curated record